Molecule: messenger RNA, 2396 nt
Organism: Octopus sinensis (East Asian common octopus)
Lineage: Eukaryota; Metazoa; Mollusca; Cephalopoda; Octopoda; Octopodidae
Product: rho-related GTP-binding protein RhoE
Exons: 5
Coding region: 1310-2002 (230 amino acids)
Biological process (GO): small GTPase-mediated signal transduction
Molecular function (GO): GTPase activity; GTP binding
Source: RefSeq, a predicted model, not a curated record
GAUUAGCUGUUUGGUCUGUAGUUGUAGAAAGUCUGGUAUUUUGCAUCCCGGAAAGAGACUGCUUGUUGGAAUGGCGAGGAGUCAAGGCUACUUGAGAAGAAGAAUGAAAAUAGAAGGCAACGACAACGUCUUAGGCAAGCAACAGUAAAGUGGAAAGAAGAAAUAUGUUAACUUAAAAACAUACAUUUGCUUGAAUGUAGUUCCGGAAUGAGUGAACAAUUACAGCAUCUACACAUGCUUAUGCUUUUCUACGGUGUGUUGUUUGUCAGAGAAACGUGAGACGUUAUCGGCCCAACAGCUGUAACGUAGACGAGUCUUCUGCAAUGAUCCUCCGCGAUGAACAGGCAAUCUAACAUGAAAUAUAUCCUGCCAUGUAAGCUAGCGUGUUGUCGGGGUGCUUACAUCAAUUUUAUUUAUAAUUUUGCACAAACCUCACCCACCAAACGUCUCGGCCUCAAUAUACGCUCUGUCACUGCAAUGAAGUUUACGUAUCGUUUGUAAAUUAUUUACCGAGGAAUAACGAAAUUAUCAAAAAAAGUAUCUCAGCUUUGAGAUACAUUCUGGAAACUUUCAGAAGAGAAAAAUCGUAAUUCUAGUUCUGUCUUAAUUUAGCCAUUUAUGUUGUUAUUUUCUAGUAUUGGAUUUUAACUUCAUUUACCACUAUUACAUUACAUGUAUCUCAUGUGCUGUGAUCUGUACACACGUAUUUCUUAAUUGAUAUUCUUUAGGCUAUAAACUCUACGCUCUCUCUCUCUCUCUAUAUAUAUAUAUUUACAUAUAUAUAUAUAUAUUUGUGUGUGUGUCUCUCUAGAUUAUCGUCCUGGUACGUCUUGUCUUACUCCACGAAGUUGAUUGUAAUUUAUUUUUUACUUAUUUCAAGUAUACAUUGGUAACUUCAUGAAAUGUAUUACAUUCUGACACUGACAAAUUUUUAUUGUUUUCGGAAUAAGUCAAGAAAAAUGAUUUCAUCAAAUAGACAAAUUUUUUUAUGAACAUAUUACUGGCAGUGAACUGGAUUUCUUCAAUAGAUGGCAAACUUGCUGCCGUAUAUUUGUUUCAUUUAUCUAACUAUAUUUAGUUCCAGUCCAUAACUUGAACACUUAUUUAAAUAAAACAAACUUAUAGCUGCAUUGACAAGAACAAUACUGUAGUAGUAAUAAUAAUAAUAGUUGUAUAAGUAAUUUUUUUUCUAAUUAGGCACAAGGCCAAUUUUGAAAGCUGAUAAAAUCAUUCGCACUGUUAUUUCUGGUACAACUUAUGCGAAUGUUAGUGUGAAAGUUGAAAUCGUUGGUGGUGUGUGGUUUUGAAUAUGAAUCCAAUCAAUGGGACAUGUGUACGAUCCAAGUUGGUCAUUGUCGGCGAUUGUGCUUGUGGCAAAACUUCUUUGAUUCAUCGAUAUGUCAAUGGAGCCUUUUUAGAGACAUAUGCUCCGACUGGUUUCAAUACCUAUAAUGCUACAUAUGAUGUAUCUGAUACAUAUAAAAUUGAAAUGUCCGUUUGGGAUACUUCAGGGGAUGGAGGAUAUGACAGGGUACGCCCUUUAUCAUAUGCUGAAGCAGAUCUAGUAAUUAUAUGCUUUUCAGUCGCAGAUCCAGAUUCACUAGAACAUGUCAUGUCAAAGUGGUUUCCUGAAGUUCGAGAACACUGUCCAAGUCAACCCAUUAUGCUCGUUGGAUGUAAAACAGACUUACGAUCAGACCUGCAGUGUAUAUCAGCCUUGGCAAAGAAAAAGCAAAUCAUGGUUUCUUAUGAUCAAGGAUUAAAAGCAGGAAAACAUAUUGGUGCUCUUGCCUACUCUGAAACAACAUCUAAAUCUUCUCAAAGGAGUGUUGGUGAUGUAAUAGAGAUUGCAGCACUUUCUUCUGCUGGAAACAAAAAUUCUACUGAAGCACCUAACUUCAAACGACAAAGAUCUUUCAUGCGACGGAAGAGAUUUAGUGGAUUAAAUGAUACAAAGUCACAACUGCGAAAGGAUGUAGUGAAGAGUUGUGUUGUUAUGUGAUCUGGUCUAAUAGCCAUUGCCAAUUUCUUUGUUCCAUUUAUUAAAAGAAAAUGAAAUGGAGAAAGUUGAUAAAAUUGUAACAAUAGUAGUUUCCUUACAACUACAGUUAGUAUUUAAUGAACAAAGAGUAAUUUAUAUUGUUUCAUUAUCGAACCAUAUACAACGUAUAAUAAACUAAGUUGUGAGGUUCUACAAAACAUGCAUAUACUUCAGUCAGCUAAAUAUCAAUCUUAACAACCAUUUGAGAACAUAUUUCUCGUUACGUUAUCACUCAGUAUUUCCUUACAAAGCAAGAAAUGCAAGUUAUGAUCAAGAAAUUGGUGUAUACCUAAAAAUUAAUGUUGCAAGAUUUUGUAUCAAUGUUUUUUAAAAAAAUAUUACAAAUUUCCAGCUG